AUGGGAAACUGCAUUUCUUCGACUCCAGAUGUUGACGUGGGCAUCAGCUCAGCCCAACUUAACAACAGUAGCAAAAAGGUAAACAGAUUUCACGAUGGAAAUCAAGCCACGGGACCCAGUAGUAAUUACAAUAAUGCUAGGAACACUAAGGUGUUGAGGAGGCCCAAGAAGAUUCACAAAGGUUUGAUUGGGUUGCCCGCGAACUUUCAGCACACCGGUCAUAUCGGAAUCGCCGAAAUGAGAAGUGGAAAAGUGGAUCCAGAAAAAAUUAGGUCUGCUAUGUCGGAAAUAGCUGGAACCAUAAAUCUCGACAUAACGGACUCCACUAAAUUAAGUUCAACAGAAGCAAAACUAAACAUGACCUCGGAGGGGCUGGACUCCUCGAGCGUCUCAUCCUCAAAAACGCCCCAGAGAAAGUCAACACCUCAACCAAUCACCACACCUAAUUCGCCGCAAUCACAAAUAUCAUCAAGGCAAUCGUCAUCACAAAUAUCGCCCAUAUCAUCAGAUCCAAUGGCCGAGAUUGUGGCAGCACUGAGGAUGCCAUCGGACGGUAAUUUUGACUUGCCAGAUGAGAAUGAUCUAACCACCGUGGUGGCAUGA
Acaulospora colombiana is the source of this 603-nucleotide messenger RNA. Lineage: Eukaryota; Fungi; Glomeromycota; Glomeromycetes; Diversisporales; Acaulosporaceae. The record is from the annotation of a GenBank genome assembly.